ACGGUGGAUCCGACUUGGGUAGCAGCAAGCUCCAGCUCGAUUUGGUGUGCUCCGGUGGCAAGGGCUUGAUUUGCUUGGGUGUGCUCUGGUGCUACAGUAGCGGCCGAGGACGAAGCUCGCUGAAGGUGAGCAGCAGGCUUCACUGCUCCUGGCGGAAGUGAGCAGGUGUUGAUUGUUGAAGGAAGCACUGAGCAGAGGAGUUGGGUCUCAGAUUGGUGGUGGAACUUGCAGUGGUUCUUGAUUGAGGCCAGUAGCGUUCAAAUUGGGGGCGGUUGUGAAGCUUUGUGUGGUGCUGUUGGGCUGCAAGGGAGCAGAGAGGAAGUGGUGCAGUAAGCGUGGAGUGGUGCUGUGAGUAGUAGUGAAAUGCUUGUGUGUGUGGCUGCAAUCAAAAGAGAAGGAGCAAGCUGCUAGUAGCUGUUUGACAGAGAACGAAGGCAGGUGCUGCUGUUUUGCUCUAUCGCUACAGUAUGGGAGAAAAUCAAGGAAUUGAGCAAGUUCUUGGGAAACUUGUUGAACUGCUUACUGCGAAAAAGAAUGAGGUCUCAUCCUCAUGUAGGGAAAUUGUGCCCCACGCAGAUACAAUUCAGAAAUUAGAAUUGAUGCCAAAUGAUAUCAAAUUGGAGGGCAUCAAGAAUUAUCUGGCUUGGUCUAGGAGGGCAUUGUUGUUGUUGAAGGCCAAAAAACUUGAGGGCUUUGUCAAUGGAGAGAUGAUUGAACCUAAGGAUAAAUCAAGUAAUGAAUGGAAAGCCUGGGAUGCUACUAAUUCUUUGGUGGUUGCAUGGCUGUUAAGCUCGAUAUCACCGACUAUUGCUGGAUCAGUGGAUACUAUUGUGAGUGCUUCAGGGGUAUGGCAGGCUCUAUCUGAGAUGUAUUCAGGCAUUGGAAAUGUGAUGUUAUUAGCUGAUACAGAUGACAGAAUACAUCAUCUGAAGCAGGGGGGCUAUAUUUGAUGAAGUAUGUUGCUGAGUUGAAGCGUUUGUGGGCUGAUUUAGAUCACUAUGAUCCUAUUGAGUUUCCACAUCCCGAGUGUGUAGCAUGGGUGAAAAGGUGGAUAGAGAAAAAAAGAGUUCUUCAGUUCCUAAGAGGUCUGGGCUCAGAAUUUGAGGCAAAACGUGCUGCCAUGUUUCACCAAUCCAACCUUCCUAGCCUGGAGGAAGCCAUAGCUGCUAUGGCACAGGAGGAGACUAGACUUAAGGUAAUGAGAGGUAAUUCUUCACCUCCACCCCGUCCAGCUUUUAUGGUGACAGGAUCCCAGGAGACUAGGAUAUGCUAUAACUGUGGUGAGAAGGGCCAUUUGAGUCGUGAUUGUCGCCAACCUUUCAAACCCAAAAGUGGAAGAGGAAGAGGUAGCGAUAGAGGUGGACGAAGGAGUGGUGUGAGCCAUGGUGGAGGAAGAGGUUAUAAAGCUAAUCUUGCUAUGAUUGAGGAAGGUGAAUCUAACCUAGUCAUGGUCUCAGCUGCUGAGUUAGAAGAAUUGAGGAAGCUAAAAGAGAAUAAGGAAAAUUCAAGAUCAAAUGAUCAAGAGACAACGACUUCAAAUUCAGAUUGGAUAUCAGAUUCGGGUGCAUCCAGGCAUGUCACAGGAAAGGAAGACGGGAAGAAGGUUUGGGACUGGAGUUUGACAUAAUGGACUCUGGUAUCUUGACAAGAGCAAGAUAGAUGAGACUAUAUGUCUUGCUCUGUCAGCUAUUGCAAGUGAAGAGGAGAUUAAGGUAAUGCUUUUACACUAUCGGUUGGGACAUAUAUCUUUUGAUAUUAAGAGUAAGGUAUUUCCUAAUGAAAUGUGUAAGGUGGACAAACGUAAAUUGAUAUGUGAUGCAUGUGAGUUUGGGAAGCACACAAGAACCUCCUAUGUGAGUAGGGGGUUGCGAAGUGUGGCACCAUUUAUAUUAAUCCACUCUGAUAUGUGGACCUCUCCUGUAGUCUCUAUUAGUGGAGCGAAAUACUUUGUCAUAUUUAUUGAUUGCCACUCUCGUAUGACAUGGCUAUACCUUAUGAAACAUAAAAGUGAGGUGCUUGAAUGCUUUAAGGACUUCUGUGCAUGUGUGAAGAAUCAAUUCAAUGCUCACGUUCAAAUUAUCAGAACUGAUAAUGGGACUGAGUAUGUGAACAAGGAAUUUGGAAGUUUUCUUUCUAAGAAAGGAAUCUUACAUCAAACUUCAUGCCCUGAUACGCCCCCACAAAAUGGAGUAGCUGAAAGAAAGAAUCGGUACCUCUUGGAGGUAGCCCGUUCACUCAUGUAUACUAUGAAUGUGCCUAAGUUCUUAUGGAGUGAGGCAGUUAUGACUACUACCCAUCUUAUUAAUC
Molecule: messenger RNA, 2307 nt
Organism: Phragmites australis (common reed)
Lineage: Eukaryota; Viridiplantae; Streptophyta; Magnoliopsida; Poales; Poaceae
Exons: 2
Coding region: 950-1627 (225 amino acids)
Molecular function (GO): zinc ion binding; nucleic acid binding
Source: RefSeq, a predicted model, not a curated record